UCUCAUCUGACCGCGUGACGUCACUCAGGUGCGAUCGGCACCGUUGUUUUAGGAGGAGCCGCGCCCCGCCCGCCGCUCAGUUCCCAUCCGCAGCCAUGAGUGCCGGGCCGCGGUGGCUUCAGCUGCUGCUGCUGCUGUGUUGGACGCAGAGGAGCCUGACGGGGAGCGAUGUCACGGAGAAAGCUGCACCCAGAGGCAUGCCGGGAGUGGAGACUAACGCAGGUGUGAUAGUGGGACCUGUAGCCCUGCAGGUCCUGAAGAGCCCCCUCACUACAGUCUUCCUCCCGAUCGUCUACAUCGUCGUCUUCGCCGUGGCGCUGCCCACCAACGCCUUGGCGCUCUGGGUGUUCCUGUUCAGGAUCAAGAAGAAGCACCCGGCCUCCAUCUACAUGGCCAACCUGGCUCUGGCCGACCUGAUGUUUGUCGUCUGGCUGCCGCUGAAAAUCGCGUACCACUUCCACGGCAACGACUGGACGUACGGUCAGGGUUUGUGCGAGGUUCUGGUGGGGUUUUUCUACGCCAACAUGUACGGCUCCAUCUCCUUCAUCGCCUGCAUCAGCGUCCAGCGCUACUGGGCCGUGGUGGAUCCGCUGUCCAAACGCAUGAGGAGCAACCGCAUCGCCGUUUUGGUGUCCGUCGCCAUCUGGGUGACCAUCUGGCUCCUCACCAUCCCUCUCUACAUGUACGACCAGACGGUCAAGGUGGUCAACACUCAAAUCACCACCUGCCACGACGUCACCAAGCUCAGCCAGGCCAGCACGGCGGCGGGAUACUUCAUGACCAUGGGGACGGUGGGGUUCGUGCUUCCCUCCGUGGUCUGCAUCGUCUCCUACGUCCUCAUGCUCAAGGCUCUCAGGAACACCAUGGCCGACCCCACCAUCGCCAAGAAGCGGCAGAAGGCCGUUGUGCUGAUCAUCACCGUCCUGGUGAUGUUCGUCGUCUGCUUCACCCCCAGUAACAUCAUGCUGCUGGUGCACUACAUCCUCCUGCUGGGGGAGACGGAGAACACGCUGUACGGGUUCUACAUCACCACGCUGUGCCUGGCCAGCCUGAACAGCUGCGUGGACCCCUUCAUCUACUACUACAUCUCCGAGGACUUCAGGCAGCACGUGAAGAACACGUUCCUGUGCAGGAGCGAGAGGACGGUAGGCAGGAUGAAGGUCUCCUUCAGCGCCAUGAAGUACUCCAAGAGAAACAACACGUACUCCUCUUCCAGCACCAAGAACACGCAGAGCUCCGACUUCUAGAUCCAGAUCUUCUACAGGGACUUUACUGAAUUUACAAACGUAGGUUGUCAACUUUCAGCAACUGUGCUUCAAUUUUAUUCAGUUUUUAAUGUUAUUUUUUGAGAUAAAUGUACCUAUAAUUUUAAACAAA
This is a messenger RNA of Oryzias melastigma (Indian medaka), 1377 nucleotides long. RefSeq names its product coagulation factor II (thrombin) receptor-like 1, tandem duplicate 1 (gene f2rl1.1). Bases 96 to 1247 code for a protein of 383 amino acids. Gene Ontology annotation, molecular function: thrombin-activated receptor activity. Lineage: Eukaryota; Metazoa; Chordata; Actinopteri; Beloniformes; Adrianichthyidae. Gene Ontology annotation, biological process: phospholipase C-activating G protein-coupled receptor signaling pathway; blood coagulation; positive regulation of Rho protein signal transduction. The record is from RefSeq and is a predicted model, not a curated record. Gene Ontology annotation, cellular component: membrane. The transcript has 2 exons.